UCAGUUCUUUUGCUCCGGUGUACGCUACGCUAUCCGGUUGUUAGCUGCCGCUGGCAGCCGUGUGCGUGUGUGUGGUUGGACAGUUCGUCGUAGUCGGCCGUCGCAUACACUACUCGGCGAGUGGUCUCUCAAGUGAACAACAUGGGGAUAAAAUUCUUAGAAGUUAUCAAACCAUUUUGUGGAAUCCUCCCCGAAGUCGCAAAGCCAGAACGAAAAAUUCAGUUUCGAGAAAAGGUGCUAUGGACUGCGAUCACCCUAUUCAUCUUCCUCGUUUGUUGCCAGAUCCCACUUUUUGGGAUUAUGUCUUCAGACUCUGCAGACCCUUUCUACUGGAUGCGAGUCAUUCUUGCCUCAAACCGAGGCACCCUCAUGGAGCUGGGCAUCUCGCCCAUCGUCACAUCAGGUCUCAUCAUGCAGCUUCUUGCGGGCGCGAAGAUCAUUGAGGUUGGGGACACACCAAAAGACAGGGCACUCUUCAACGGAGCACAGAAGCUGUUCGGUAUGGUGAUCACAAUCGGCCAGGCAAUCGUGUACGUCAUGACGGGCAUGUACGGUGACCCUGCCGACAUCGGCGCUGGCGUCUGCUUCCUCAUCAUCAUCCAGUUGUUUGUGGCGGGUCUCAUCGUGCUCUUGUUGGACGAGCUGCUACAGAAGGGCUAUGGAUUGGGCUCCGGUAUUUCCCUCUUCAUUGCCACCAACAUCUGUGAGACCAUCGUCUGGAAGGCCUUCAGUCCGGCAACUGUCAACACUGGCCGAGGCACUGAAUUUGAGGGUGCCAUCAUCGCGCUCUUCCACCUGCUGGCCACCCGGUCGGACAAGGUGCGCGCCCUGCGAGAGGCCUUCUACCGUGCCAACCUGCCGAACCUCAUGAACCUGCUGGCCACAGUGCUAGUCUUCGCCAUAGUCAUAUACUUUCAGGGCUUCCGUGUGGAUCUUCCCAUCAAGUCUGCCCGCUACCGUGGGCAGUACAGCUCAUACCCCAUCAAGCUCUUCUACACGUCCAACAUCCCCAUCAUUCUGCAGUCCGCACUCGUCUCCAACCUCUACGUCAUCUCUCAGAUGCUUGCUGUGAAGUUCAGUGGAAAUGUUUUCGUCAACCUUUUGGGAGUCUGGGCGGACGUCGGCGGUGCGGGUCCAGCCAGGGCGUACCCCAUUGGAGGCCUAUGUUACUACCUCUCGCCGCCCGAGAACUUGGCUCACAUAUUGGAAGAUCCCGUUCACGCGGUGCUGUACAUUGUGUUCAUGCUGGGCUCCUGCGCUUUCUUCUCCAAGACGUGGAUCGAGGUGUCUGGCUCUAGUGCCAAGGAUGUUGCCAAGCAGCUAAAGGAACAACAGAUGGUCAUGCGUGGUCACAGAGAGAAGUCUAUGAUUCACGAGCUGAACAGGUACAUCCCCACCGCAGCUGCAUUCGGGGGCUUGUGCAUCGGGGCCCUGUCAGUGCUGGCCGACUUCCUGGGUGCCAUCGGAAGCGGCACUGGUAUUCUCCUCGCAGUCACAAUCAUCUAUCAGUACUUCGAGAUCUUCAUCAAGGAACAGGGAGACAUGGGUGGCAUGAGCACACUGCUCUUCUAGGCUGUUCGAAUGUUCUCUCUCCUGCGUUGUUGUUGUUUCUUUUCCUUUCCAUUUUUUUUUUUAAUCAGUGUACAUGUAUUUAAGGACAUUCAAAGACUACCACCUUGUCAAGAUGGCUGCAAGGCAAGUUCCCAAAACCUGGUGACAUGGACGUCAGAAGAGUGUUGGGGUUGUGAUGGCUUGCCUUACAAGAGAACUCAAGAUGGAAUGACUUGAAAUGACAGAUGCGUGCGUCUGUGACACCUGUGUUCCGCUAAGAAGUCUGCAAACGACAUGGUCAAGAGCGAGUUCUUUCACGUGAUUUUUUUUUUGCGUUAGCAGCUUCCACCUACGUCACAGCAAGCCUCCCUUUUUUUUCUCCUGUACUUACUGUCUUUCAUGUAUAACAUGUGAAGACAGCAUAGGGUGGAUUUUUAUUGUACAUACUUACAUUGUAUUGUAUAUUUUUCUUUGAAAAUGUCACACAUGCAUAAGCGUCUUGUCUCAAGUGCUUUUUGUUGGCGCUGUCCAUUUGCUGCUGUAUUGUUGCCACUACAAUACAAUUCAAUGUUCACGGCAUGAAGGGUAGCCACUGUCUCUUUUUCUUUUAUUGCUAGGAAACAUGGAAGAUGUCAUGCACACACCGGAGCUUUGUGAACAUUUUUGUAUGAACAAUACCCAAACUGACCUUUUUUUGGCAGGUCAUGGUAACAUUUUGGAUUGGCGAAUCGAUUUGUCGUGUAUCAUACAUGUGUGACUUGCGCAAGAGGAAAAAAAAAUAAAAUAAAGGACCCUUCAGCAAUA
Rhipicephalus microplus (southern cattle tick) is the source of this 2355-nucleotide messenger RNA. RefSeq names its product SEC61 translocon subunit alpha (gene Sec61alpha). Lineage: Eukaryota; Metazoa; Arthropoda; Arachnida; Ixodida; Ixodidae. Gene Ontology annotation, cellular component: membrane. The record is from RefSeq and is a predicted model, not a curated record. Gene Ontology annotation, biological process: protein transport.